Messenger RNA from Leptopilina heterotoma, 1665 nucleotides. RefSeq lists its product as uncharacterized. Lineage: Eukaryota; Metazoa; Arthropoda; Insecta; Hymenoptera; Figitidae. The coding region runs from base 1161 to 1637 and encodes 158 amino acids. The transcript has 2 exons. The record is from RefSeq and is a predicted model, not a curated record.
UAUUCAGUUCGCCUUCUGCGGUCAUGCGAAUGAGUUGAGCGCUCAUAUUGGAUAUAAUUGGAGUUAACGGAUAGUUCACACAGAUGGAUGCGUGCACGAGCGUUCUGUCAUGGAGUACCAGAACGUAAAUAAAUUGAAAAGUCCUUGCACCAAGAAUGUGCCGGGUCGCAUAUUCAGAAAAUGGGAACGGAUAAUGUUGCGUAGUUGUUGAUUUUUUCUAGUGUCGCCGUCGGUAGUGACUUUUCGACGAGGUCUGCUGUGUAGGUAUUGCGAUUGUGACAGAAGGUGGACACGACUCACCUCUGUAGCCACGUCUUUCUGAAUAUUUCUCCUCAAUUUCGCGUUGAUGUUGAUUAUGUGCAUUGCAUUUAUAGAAUCGCGUGACAACGGAAGGAAUCGUCCUGGUGGAAAUAUAAGUUGCAGUAGGUUAGUUUUUGAGGUUAUGACAGUGCUCUUGGAUCUUUAAUUUUUAAAACCCGUUCUACUGGUGGAACAUGUGAUUGUCAAAAUUGUUAACAGUGUGUCGAAAUAGUUUCUUGUGAUUAAAAUUGAAAUAAAAGGAUGUUUUAAGAAAUAUUGCCACAGUGGGAAGUGAAGGCUGAAAGUGUGUUUAUAAACACGUGCGGAGUGGUGAUAUAAAGUUUGUUUUUGGUUCUGGGAACGGCGGGAGUUGCUUCAAAGAAGGAUCAAAGAGUUGGGAACGCAAUGACAAUCGAGAUUCGCGGGGGUUCGACAUAUCCAGCGACGGCACCGGAGUUGAGAGCCUCUUGUUGGAGGUAAAUAAAACGGAAAAGGAAAAAUCGAGUCUUCCUCCGGACAGAUUAGAGAAAAUAAGCGAAAUGGACUGAGGCGAAGGAGCCGAUCAAAAUAUCAGGCAAACUCGAGAGAAACCCUCGUAUCGAGGUUACCUCGUACUUCAAGGUCGAAGUACCGUAAACGUCUCACGUGCCAGUUGGAAAUAAACAACGACGAGGACGAGGAACCCUUUCGUGCCUGGAUUUUCUCGCGAUAUCGGCGAAGACGCAGGAAUUCGCUAAAGAAAUCGGAGUCGCCUGGUGACGACCGAUCGGCCAGUAAGCGAUGCUGUCGGUUCGCUAAGGGCCUCUUGUUUAUUUAUUUUUUUAUUUUGUUGCGUUGCGUUUUUUGUUGACCUCGCGGAGAUGUCAGGAGGUUCCGCGUGCAGUGCUCGGGGCACUGGCGCCGAGUGCAGGAAGUUCGCGCCAAACAUAUUCAACAAGAGCAAGUGCAGCAGCUGCUUCAAGCAGAAAGAGGAGCACAGUGCCGAGGCUCUGGAAUGCAACAGGGUUUUCUUACAGUUAAAAAAAAUGGAUCUAGAAAAAAUCAACUCUGUUGGGCGUUUUGAAGGAUACCUACCGACGAAGGUGCUCGCGGAAUUGAUGAAAGAUGGGCUGUACUACGUUACAAAAAUGAAAAAAGUCCAAACAAAAUAUGGACCUAGGAUCAUAGUCGAAAUUGAUGCUGAUUUCGUCACAUAUCUACCAACGAGAUUCAUCAAGCUCUUUGAGGAUGAACCCACCACAUUGGACAUGAUGAAAGAAGCUGCGGUAUCGAAGAAACUUCAAAUGAAGUAUCUUGGAGGACCGUAUAAUGUUGUCGAAUUUAAAGUGUUACAAUAAAUUGUAAAAAGAAAAUGUAUAUAUAUAU